Molecule: messenger RNA, 636 nt
Organism: Staurois parvus
Lineage: Eukaryota; Metazoa; Chordata; Amphibia; Anura; Ranidae
Source: the annotation of a GenBank genome assembly
AUGGCUGAACUUUUGAUGGAAUGUGAGGAGGAAGAACUUGAACCGUGGCAACAACAAGAAAAAGAUAAUGAAGAAGAUGAAGACGAUGAUGAACCUAUCUUUGUUCGUGAAAUUAGUGGUUCAAACACCACCAACACAGGCAAUUCUUCAGGGGCCCAGCCUGCUUCACUUGGAAGGGCUGAGAAUGGAACACCUGGUAGAGGCACCAACACUACAUUUCAGUCACCAAAUAAGAACUACAAACCCACUACUGCAGCACACAAUGUUGCUAAUGUCAGUCAACCGGUUGCACCUAUGUAUCAGCCUGUUACUAGACCAGCAAUUAGUUCUGCCAUUGUUCAACCACUACCAAGACCUGUUGGCAUGCAAGAACCAGUAAGGAGACCUAUUGGCGGAGGACUUCCUUUUCAGCAGCCACCCAGACCAGUUAUGCAGCCUAUUUGCAGGCCGUUGGCAUUCACGCCAAACAGUCCACCAGUUUGUCGAAACAUCACAUUUCCUACUGUGUCACAACAGCCGCUUCGACCUGUUGCCACCAUCCCUGCACAGCCUGUAAUGUUAAACCAGGGUUAUAUUAUGACCUCCUCCACAGGUUUCUGCUAAUAACUCUCAUAACGUAAUGUAUGCUUUGCGGCC